AUGGGGGCGUUCGACGACUGCUGCGACGACUGCUGCUACAGCUGGAAGGACUACUGGUGGUGCGUGCUCUGCAUCGUCAUCCUAGCCGUCAUUGCCGUCAUCAUCAUCCUCGUCGUCGCGUUCGGCUUCGUCCGCCACGUCGACGUCUCCGUCGACGACGCCUCCCUCACCCGCCUCGCGCUCGUCAGCACACCAACGAUGACGGCGCUCGCGUACAACCUCUCGCUGACGCUCACCAUCCGCAACCCGAACUGGGCCAUGAGCAUGACCAACAGCAAGCCGCUGGAGGCGGCGUACAGCUUCGACGGCCAGCAGUUCGACCGCGUGAGGCUCGCCGACGAGGGUGACAAGCACCCCGCCGGCAAGACCAGGGUGUACAGGCUCACGACGGGCUCCGACGGCGCGCUCGUCUCGCUCGGCAACGCCGGCGUCGCCGAGUUCAAGAAGGAGAACGCCACGGGCGUGUUCGAGGUGGAGGUGGCCGUGAAGGGCGAGGUGAAGUACACGGCGCGCGUCACCAAGUGCGCCAUCGAGGCCACCUGCCCGCUCAAGCUGCAGCUCGCGCCGCCGGGGCAGGCGCCGGCGGCGCUCGUGUUCCAGAAGGUCAAGUGCAAGCUCGCCAAAGCGGAGAAGAACUGCUAG
Miscanthus lutarioriparius is the source of this 642-nucleotide messenger RNA. Lineage: Eukaryota; Viridiplantae; Streptophyta; Magnoliopsida; Poales; Poaceae. The record is from the annotation of a GenBank genome assembly.